AUGGAGUUCACGGCGUCGCCCAAACCGCAGCUCUCCUCCCGGGCCAACGCCUUCUCCAUCGCCGCGCUCAUGUCCAGCGGCGGCUCCAAGGAGAAGGAGGCCACGGAAAACACCAUCAAACCCCUGGAACAAUUUGUGGAGAAGUCAUCCUGCGCCCAGCCUCUAGGCGAGCUGACCAGCCUGGAUGCUCACGGGGAGUUUGGUGGCGGUGGCGGCGGCAGCAGCCCCCCUUCCUCCUCGCUGUGCACCGAGCCACUGAUCCCCACCACCCCCAUCAUCCCCAGCGAGGAAAUGGCCAAAAUUGCCUGCAGCCUGGAGACCAAGGAGCUCUGGGAUAAAUUCCACGAGCUGGGCACGGAGAUGAUCAUCACCAAGUCUGGCAGGAGGAUGUUUCCUACCAUCCGGGUGUCCUUUUCCGGUGUGGACCCUGAGGCCAAGUACAUAGUCCUGAUGGACAUCGUCCCCGUGGACAACAAGAGGUACCGCUACGCCUACCACCGGUCCUCCUGGCUGGUGGCUGGCAAGGCGGACCCCCCGCUGCCAGCCAGGCUGUAUGUACACCCAGACUCUCCUUUUACUGGUGAGCAGCUGCUCAAACAGAUGGUGUCUUUUGAAAAGGUGAAACUCACCAACAAUGAACUGGAUCAACAUGGCCACAUCAUUUUGAACUCAAUGCAUAAGUACCAGCCACGGGUACACAUCAUUAAGAAGAAAGACCACACGGCCUCGUUGCUCAACCUUAAGUCUGAAGAAUUCCGGACGUUCAUCUUCCCGGAGACGGUGUUCACGGCGGUCACCGCCUAUCAGAAUCAACUGAUAACCAAGCUGAAAAUAGACAGCAACCCUUUUGCCAAAGGAUUUCGGGACUCCUCCAGGCUCACUGACAUCGAGAGGGAGAGCGUGGAGAGCCUGAUCCAGAAGCAUUCCUACGCCCGCUCGCCCAUCCGCACCUACGGAGAGGAGGACGUGCUGGGGGACGAGGUGCAGACCCCGCAGCCCCGAGGGUCAGCCUUUACGACGUCCGACAAUUUGUCCCUCAGCUCCUGGGUGUCCUCUUCCUCCAGUUUCCCUGGCUUUCAGCACCCACAGUCCCUGACUGCUCUGGGCACCAGCACCGCGUCCAUAGCAACGCCCAUCCCCCACCCCAUCCAGGGCUCUCUGCCGCCCUACAGCCGCCUCGGGAUGCCUCUGACGCCCUCGGCCAUCGCCAGCUCCAUGCAGGGCAGUGGCCCGACGUUCCCCUCCUUCCACAUGCCCCGGUACCACCACUACUUUCAGCAAGGGCCCUACGCUGCCAUCCAGGGACUGCGCCAUUCCUCCGCAGUGAUGACGCCGUUCGUAUGACUCUGCCAGGG
This is a messenger RNA of Molossus molossus (Pallas's mastiff bat), 1355 nucleotides long. It is a transcript of the gene TBX20, whose product is annotated as T-box transcription factor 20. Gene Ontology annotation, cellular component: nucleus. Gene Ontology annotation, molecular function: DNA-binding transcription factor activity, RNA polymerase II-specific; RNA polymerase II cis-regulatory region sequence-specific DNA binding. Gene Ontology annotation, biological process: heart looping; cell fate specification; vasculogenesis. The record is from RefSeq and is a predicted model, not a curated record. The transcript is spliced from 8 exons. NCBI's taxonomy places the organism in Eukaryota, Metazoa, Chordata, Mammalia, Chiroptera, Molossidae. Bases 1 to 1344 code for a protein of 447 amino acids.